AGUUAAAACUACCUCCCACGUUGCUGCAACGUUACUGCAGGACGAGUAGGACGGGCACAGACUGAAAACUGGGAAGCGAGUUCAGCAGCAGCACAGCGUGUCUAUUCUUCACUGCCGUCAUGACUGAAUCCUUUCAAAAGGCAGCAGAGGAGGUGAAGGUGCUGAAGGAAAAGCCAAACAAUGAAGAAAUGAGCGAACUAUACGGUUUAUAUAAACAAGGCACCGCUGGUGAUGUCAACAUAGCGCGUCCAGGAUUCCUUGACUUCACGGGACGAGUGAAAUGGGAUGCAUGGAACGCAAAGAAAGGUCAAUCCAAAGAUGAAGCAAAGGCGGCCUAUGUUAAUUUGGUGGAGAAGCUGAAGGAAAAAUAUGGAAUCUAGAGUCUCUUGGUCAGCAUUUUUGGGAAACAUGCAAAUUGAUUUCUUGCCAAAAGCAUCUUUUCAUGUCUGUAUGCUAAUUAUGAAGCUGCAGCUUAGCAUGUAGAGUGGAAGCAGGGAGGAAAUCACUAAGCAGCCUAAUGGUAAAGCAGUGUGUUUGUGAAGAUGUCAAACUAAGAGCAAAUACAAUGUACAAUAUCUUCUAACAGUUUUAAUACAAAGCUCUUAAGCACAGGAUUGGUUAUCAAAAAUAAAGACCUGUUUUUUGGGGACCUCAAA
Scatophagus argus is the source of this 656-nucleotide messenger RNA. RefSeq names its product acyl-CoA-binding protein-like. The record is from RefSeq and is a predicted model, not a curated record. Gene Ontology annotation, biological process: fatty acid metabolic process. The transcript has 4 exons. Gene Ontology annotation, molecular function: fatty-acyl-CoA binding. Lineage: Eukaryota; Metazoa; Chordata; Actinopteri; Scatophagidae. Bases 120 to 380 code for a protein of 86 amino acids.